AUGGACAUGCUAUCCCGAAGCCUUGCCGUCCGCCUCAAUAUUGAUCACACGGCCCUCGUGGAAAGCAUGCAGGUGUUGACCGCUUCCAUGCCGGAAAAGCUGUCUUUCCACGUUGUGACACCUGUAGUGGUCGACGGCUGCGCUUCGGCAGGCAGUAUCGCUUACGAGAUCGGCUUGGGGAUUCGUAAGCACGAGUUGAAGGUCUUGACGCAGGACGGUCCGACUGCCGAGACGCUUCUCAUGCUCCUCAUCUUCGACCUUGUCCCGUACGGCGAACGGCAGUUGCUUCGGCUGGCCGGCAUCUGA
Molecule: messenger RNA, 306 nt
Organism: Cryptococcus amylolentus CBS 6039
Lineage: Eukaryota; Fungi; Basidiomycota; Tremellomycetes; Tremellales; Cryptococcaceae
Exons: 1
Coding region: 1-306 (101 amino acids)
Source: RefSeq, a predicted model, not a curated record